Knipowitschia caucasica is the source of this 1662-nucleotide messenger RNA. The record is from the annotation of a GenBank genome assembly. Lineage: Eukaryota; Metazoa; Chordata; Actinopteri; Gobiiformes; Gobiidae.
AUGGCUCAGGAGGGAGGAGACCCGGAGGAGACCCAGGACACAGAGGGAGGAGACCCGGAGGAGACCCAGGACACAGAGGGAGGAGACCCGGAGGAGACCCAGGACACAGAGGGAGGAGACCCGGAGGAGACCCAGGACACAGAGGGAGGAGACCCGGAGGAGACUCAGGACACAGAGGGAGGAGACCCGGAGGAGACCCAGGACACAGAGGGAGGAGACCCGGAGGAGACCCAGGAGACAGAGGGAGGAGACCCGGAGGAGACCCAGGACACAGAGGGAGGAGACCCGGAGGAGACCCAGGACACAGAGGGAGGAGACCCGGGGGAGACCCAGGACACAGAGGGAGGAGACCCGGAGGAGACCCAGGACACAGAGGGAGGAGACCCGGAGGAGACCCAGGACACAGAGGGAGGAGACCCGGAGGAGACCCAGGACACAGAGGGAGGAGACCCGGAGGAGACCCAGGACACAGAGGGAGGAGACCAGGGGGAGACCCAGGACACAGAGGGAGGAGACCCGGAGGAGACCCAGGACACAGAGGGAGGAGACCCGGAGGAGACCCAGGACACAGAGGGAGGAGACCCGGAGGAGACCCAGGACACAGAGGGAGGAGACCCGGAGGAGACUCAGGACACAGAGGUAGGAGACCCGGAGGAGACCCAGGACACAGAGGGAGGAGACCAGGGGGAGACCCAGGACACAGAGGGAGGAGACCCGGAGGAGACCCGGAGGAGACUCAGGACACAGAGGGAGGAGACCCGGAGGAGACUCAGGACACAGAGGGAGGAGACCCGGAGGAGACCCAGGACACAGAGGGAGGAGACCCGGAGGAGACCCAGGACACAGAGGGAGGAGACCCGGAGGAGACCCAGGACACAGAGGGAGGAGACCCGGGGGAGACCCAGGAACAGAGGGAGGAGACCGGAGGAGACCCAGGACACAGAGGGAGGAGACCCGGAGGAGACCCAGGACACAGAGGGAGGAGACCCGGAGGAGACCCAGGACACAGAGGGAGGAGACCCGGAGGAGACUCAGGACACAGAGGGAGGAGACCCGGAGGAGACCCAGGACACAGAGGGAGGAGACCCGGAGGAGACCCAGGAGACAGAGGGAGGAGACCCGGAGGAGACCCAGGACACAGAGGGAGGAGACCAGGGGGAGACCCAGGACACAGAGGGAGGAGACCCGGGAGACCCGGAGGAGACCCAGGACACAGAGGGAGGAGACCCGGAGGAGACCCAGGACACAGAGGGAGGAGACCCGGAGGAGACCCAGGACACAGAGGGAGGAGACCCGGAGGAGACCCAGGACACAGAGGGAGGAGACCCGGAGGAGACCCAGGACACAGAGGGAGGAGACCAGGGGGAGACCCAGGACACAGAGGGAGGAGACCCGGAGGAGACCCAGGACACAGAGGGAGGAGACCCGGAGGAGACCCAGGACACAGAGGGAGGAGACCCGGAGGAGACUCAGGACACAGAGGUAGGAGACCCGGAGGAGACCCAGGACACAGAGGGAGGAGACCAGGGGGAGACCAGGACACAGAGGGAGGAGACCCGGAGGAGACCCAGGACACAGAGGGAGAGGGUCCAGAAGGAGAGGGUCAAGAGAGGGAGAGGGUCCAGAGGGAGAGGAUCCAGAGAGGGAGAGGGUCCACAGUGA